Molecule: messenger RNA, 1098 nt
Organism: Caenorhabditis briggsae
Lineage: Eukaryota; Metazoa; Nematoda; Chromadorea; Rhabditida; Rhabditidae
Exons: 6
Coding region: 1-1098 (365 amino acids)
Source: RefSeq, a predicted model, not a curated record
AUGAACGAGGACGAGCUUGUUGACAUUUGUACAUUCUUAAAAUGCGAUCCUUCAAAUCCCCUAGACCCAAAUUCCGAAUCAAACGGACCUUGCUACUUUCCAAAUCCGUGUAGCUCGGAGCCCUACACGGGACCACCGUUUCCAAGAGAGAAAGUUCUAGAAGAGCUGAAAACGAGGAGUCUGGAAGGGUAUAUUGAGCACUGCCUGCUCUCUGGAGAUCAACAAAUGUUGGUGAUCAUGAAAAAUGUGCAAUCGAUUUUGGAGAAAACUGGAAAUGAGCAACAACGAGCCGUGUUUGGGGACCAGGCGGAAGUGGCAACGAAUAUUGCGGAGCAUUGUUGGCCCCAUUUCGAGAGCAUCAAAACUUUUCAAAAUUUCAGGACCAUCAUGAUCUCCAAAAUUUUGCUGAUUUUCCUGAUAUUCAUAUUUCUAAACCCUCAAAUUAAUUGCGCCGAAGUCCUAAAAAUGCUGAAAAUCUUUGGAAAAGUCCUGGAUUUUGAUUUAAUCGAGGGGAAAUUCGAUGAAAAUUGUACGCAGACAUGUUUUUCGGAUUCUGAUUGUAUUUUGGCAUUUUUCAAUCAAAAUUCGAAUUAUCAAUUAUUUUUUUACAAUUCGACGGAAACUUUGAAAGUCGAGGAAACCAAUCGAGACGAUGGAUUCUUUGUGUCUUUUAAGACAAAAAUCACAACCUCAGAUCCAGAUUUCUGCCCAAUUGAAUCUGAAAUUUCUCCCCAAAUCUUCCUAGGAGAGGAUCCAAUUUCAUGGACCAAGACCUCCGAUUCCACGUGGCAAUUCAAUAAAUGUGUGGGAAAUUGGAAAAUGUUCAAAAGAACAGAUCCAGAUAUUACUGUAUGUAUGCAGGUGUUCUUUAUAAAAAAAGGAACAACUCAAAAGGAGGCAGAGGAUUACUGUAGUUCAAUGGGAUAUAAAGUAACUGGUGUGGCAAGUGUAAACGAGACUAAGUGGAUUUUUGACAACGCUGGGAAAUGGCUCCCACAAUGGGAUUACUAUCAAGGAGUCUGGAUAGAUGGAGAAAGAAAAACUCCAGGAAUGAAUAAUCAAGCCGUCCGAGCUGGAAAACUGUUUGGUGGUGUCUAG